Sus scrofa (pig) is the source of this 8321-nucleotide messenger RNA. It is a transcript of the gene NR6A1, whose product is annotated as nuclear receptor subfamily 6 group A member 1. Lineage: Eukaryota; Metazoa; Chordata; Mammalia; Artiodactyla; Suidae. Gene Ontology annotation, biological process: regulation of DNA-templated transcription. Gene Ontology annotation, molecular function: DNA-binding transcription factor activity; sequence-specific DNA binding; zinc ion binding. The record is from RefSeq and is a predicted model, not a curated record.
CCUGGGAACCAUCAUAUGCCAUGGGUGUAGUCCUAAAAAAAGACAAAAGAGCCGGAGCGGCUCAAGAAAAAAAGGCAAAAAGACCAAAAAAUAAAUAAAUAAAUAAAUAAAAAUUAAAAACACUAGGUGUUACUAAUAGCUCCCCGUUUCAUAUUUUUCUCCAGAGGUUGGUACGGUUAAGUGAAAAUGCUUACUACAUCUCUGUUGUUAUGUAGGUACUGAGUUCAAAUAAAACUGUAUCCUUCAGCAAAGCAGAGCUGCCUUAUGAAUGAAUAAUUUUUUUUUUGCCUGUGGAAUUUCCCCUUGUUCAGCUCUUUUCCUAUUAUUCUAUUUAUUGUCACUUAAUAUAUAAGAGCUCCAUUAAGUUCCCAGGGACUCAGAAGAAAAUCUGUAUUAAUCUCAUGUCUGGGUGGGAAUGGAAUAAGAAAGCUGGUCAAUGUGUUUAUGUUGGGGUGAGGUGUGUGAUGGCAGUGGCAAAAAAUUUAUUUUUAGGCAAAUUACAGCCUUUUCUCCUCCUCUAAAAUCAUUGGUCACUUUCUCUUUAGGUCCUGCUUUGUCAGAUGACCUUAAUGAUCUCUGUUUUGUUUGGAAAAGCCAUCUAGUAACACUGGUAGCAAUAUUUGCCAUCCAGUUAUAUGGCCAGCAAGUGACAGAUUCCACUCCCACCCCAAGAAAGGUCUCCUUUUUUAGGGAAUACUGCGGUAGGAUGUACCUGGCCUUUAAGUUAUUCCCAAGGCUAGCCUAGAGGUUAAGGGAGAUUUCUUUGAAUGAAACUUUGCACAGUUAAAAAGCACUUAUCCCUGAUAACUGGUCUUUGGACCAUCCCGUCUUCUCAGUGGACCUUGCCUAGCUAAUGUGUUCUGAUAUCUGAAUGGAUAGCUGAAUGUUUGACAUCAUGUGUCAUUAGCAUAUGGCUCAAACCUGACAGCCUCUGCAGCUCUGAGGCAAUGUUUGAGCAAGUCUUUUUGCACACCCAGAUGACACACUCUGCCGUGGGUUGCCGGUAUGGUUCACAAAUCAAGGAGGCAUAGCAUAAUAUUGCUUAAGAUCUUAGGAGUUUUAAAGGAAUGGAGCAAGAAGCUUACUUUAAAGAUUUAAGCUUUUGGCUGGGGGCAGGGGAUGAAAUUCCUAACCUUGGCUUUCUAAAAGGAUUUUGCAGACCUAGUUUCCUUUUUUACACAUUAUUUCAAUCUAGUGUGUAUAACCACAGCAUGAGAAUUAAGGACCAGGGUUAAAGUGAAACCUGCAAAUAAUUCAGAGCUUCUCACAUUUGAAUUUUCUCAGAAGAAUUUGCCUUGUCAUUGUUUAUUAUAAUGACAAAAAGCAGGAGAUCUCACUCCACCCCCCCCCAACACAAGCAUAACACAGGGAUUUUGUUUUUUCUUUUCCUUGUGUCAGAGACUUUAAAUUUUUUAAUCCAGAUUAUAAAAGAAUGUAAUUUAGAAUAGCUCUUGAAAGAAAGAAGGGGAGAAAACCCCCUUCAUAUCAGAACUCUUAAAUUAAAUGAAAACCAAGUCCUUCUUAAAAUGCUGCCUUAUAAGUGUAGGAUCUCAGCUUUAAAGAAGACCAGAGGAGUAUUUCCUAUUAAACGUUCCCAUAAUAGUUUUCAGAACGACAUGGUAGGCAGUAUCGUUAACUAAAGAAAAUAAGUCUAUCAGUUCCACUUAGAUAACCUUUGGUAAUAAACGAACUCCAUACACGUUGUGACCUUAGCGCCUGAACUUUCUAAUCACAUGACUGGCUUGUAAACUGACCUGUGAGGAUGACUGUUGUAGCCCGGGCUGAGAGAGAGGGCUAAGAGAGAGAAAUUGGCCAAGUGUCGGAAGGGUGGUCAUCAGGCUGGACUUGUCCUGUAAUCUCUGUUUCUUCAUGGCUGCAAUAGAACUUCUCAACAGACUCCGAGAAGCAUGAAAUGGAGACAUGGGAAGUUUCUGUUCCAGAUGAUCGGGCUGAACAACGAACCUGUCUCAUUUGUGGGGACCGUGCCACAGGCUUGCACUAUGGAAUCAUCUCCUGUGAGGGCUGCAAAGGGUUUUUCAAGCGGAGCAUUUGCAACAAGAGGGUAUAUCGGUGCAGUCGUGACAAGAACUGUGUCAUGUCUCGGAAGCAGAGGAACAGGUGCCAGUACUGCCGCCUGCUCAAAUGCCUCCAAAUGGGGAUGAACCGGAAGGCAAUCAGAGAAGAUGGCAUGCCUGGAGGUCGGAAUAAGAGCAUUGGGCCAGUCCAGAUAUCAGAGGAAGAGAUCGAAAGGAUUAUGUCUGGGCAGGAAUUUGAGGAAGAAGCCAAUCACUGGAGCAACCAUGGUGACAGCGACCACAGUUCCCCUGGGAACAGGGCUUCAGAGAGCAACCAGCCCUCACUGGGCUCCACACUGUCCUCCAGUAGGUCUGUGGAACUAAAUGGAUUCAUGGCAUUCAGGGAUCAGUACAUGGGGAUGUCUGUGCCUCCACACUAUCAAUAUAUACCGCACCUUUUUAGCUAUUCUGCCCACUCGCCACUUCUGCCCCCACAAGCUCGCAGCCUGGAUCCCCAGUCAUACAGUCUGAUUCAUCAGCUCGUGUCAGCCGAGGACUUGGAGCCACUGGGCACGCCCAUGUUGAUUGAAGAUGGAUAUGCUGUGACUCAGGCAGAGCUAUUUGCCUUGCUUUGUCGCCUGGCUGAUGAGCUGCUCUUCAGGCAGAUUGCCUGGAUCAAGAAACUGCCUUUCUUCUGUGAGCUCUCAAUCAAGGAUUACACGUGCCUCCUGAGCUCUACGUGGCAGGAAUUAAUCCUGUUGUCCUCCCUCACCGUUUACAGCAAGCAGAUCUUUGGGGAGCUGGCCGAUGUCACUGCCAAGUACUCACCCUCUGAUGAAGAGCUACACAGAUUUAGUGAUGAAGGGAUGGAGGUGAUUGAGCGGCUCAUCUACCUGUAUCACAAAUUCCAUCAGCUAAAAGUGAGCAACGAGGAGUAUGCUUGCAUGAAAGCAAUUAACUUCCUAAAUCAAGAUAUCAGGGGUCUGACCAGUGCCUCGCAGCUGGAACAGUUGAACAAACGAUAUUGGUACAUUUGCCAGGAUUUCACUGAAUAUAAGUAUACACAUCAGCCGAACCGUUUUCCUGACCUCAUGAUGUGCUUACCUGAGAUUCGCUAUAUUGCAGGAAAGAUGGUGAAUGUACCCCUGGAGCAGCUGCCCCUCCUCUUUAAGGUGGUGCUGCAUUCCUGCAAGACAAGUGUGGGCAAGGAGUGACCUGUCCCCAGCACCCCUCCUCAGGCCGACCACAACACCUGGGGUGGGCAGGACAGGCUCCGGAAGAAAGAGCCAGAGAGACCAAGAUGGAGGCUGCGGAGCAGCGUUGCCGGUUGCCUCCAUAGCAAGAAGAGUUUUUGUUUGUUUGUCUGUUUUUAACCUCAUUUUUCUAUAUAUUUAUUUCACGACAGAGUUGAAUGUAUGGCCUUCAACAUGAUGCACAUGCUUUUGUGUGAAUGCAGCCGAUGCAUUUCCUUGCAGUUUACAGAAUGUGAAGAUGUUUAAUGUUACAGUGUUGUCAUUGUUUAGAGAUAGUUCUUUUGUAUUUUGAGGGGAGAGGGUGGGAUGGGGCUGAGAUGACUAUUUCCGUAAUGUUGACAAAGAUGACUACCUCAGUGGAAAGGGAGGGGUGUGACCAACCCUACUUUUUCCACAUGUUCUCAGCAGACUCAUGUAUUUGUCUGUCAGAGAGCAAACUGCCUUUUUCUAGCUCCAGAAUUGCCAGGUAAAAGAGCACACCGUAAAAGGGAAAGUGGUGUUAGGAGGUUUACUGAGCGAGGUGGAUGAGACAUAGGGAAGAGGACAAGAGAUGAGGCUCAAACCGUCUCUUUUCUUUGGAAAACGUGAAGGUUGAGAGUGUUGGGCCCAGUGACCACAUCUAAGUCAGGUGUCCUCCUUCCAGACAGGUGCUCAGGGAGAAGGGUUUCUGUUCUCACACCACUCUGUGCCCCUUGCCCCUGUCCAUAUUGCCGCUGAUUUCUACCACUGUCACCUUUUCGUCCAGGUAAAGUCCUGGCAAUAAGCUAAUACUUGGGACUUGCCUCCCAGCUCCCUUGAGGCUCACAGCUACCUAGUUUCCUUACCUUGCUCAAACUCAUUGCCUCUCUCGCCCUUGUAAACUCGACUUCCUGUUGGCCCCUUGAAAAAAAAACAACUGAACAAAAUGUCCUGCUCUGAAUCCUGGCACCCACUGCUGGUUUAUUCUCCUUUUACCUUCAGAGGGUAGUGGGACAAAGGCCAGCCUACUAAUAGAAGAAACACUCCUCCUUUGGAGUCUCUGUUUCUCUCCCCACUUUACCCCUUCCAGUGCCACCCCCAGGUCUGAAUCCAAAACUGCGGUCUCUUUUCCAAACAGUGCGAAGGACCGUUCGCCUGUCUGCUGGCCAGAAUUUUUCCCCCUGCAUUCUACUCCAGGCUCUCCUCAUCUCCGAAAAUGAGACCAGCUUUCCUCAGGAUGGGAAGCCCAAGACCCAGAGCGGCCCAGCUGCUCCGUAGAGUAUCAGCGGACUGGCUGACCAAGGCCUGGAGGGCUGGAGUCCAAAGCUCCUGGAAGGGAGGGGCGGCUUUAAACUACCUCAUUUUUCUAAAGGCCUGGCUGCCCCCUCUGCAGCUAUGGCCUAGACCCCUGUUCUUUCACGACCUGCCCACCUAGUGCCAGGAAGUGUUCCUUACCCUCUUUGCUUUGGCCAGCGGUCACACCAGCUCUGUCGUGGAACUCUCUCAGGGGCUUUUCCCUUCUCUGCCUUACUGUAGCAGUUGCUCCUGUGUAACCCAGGUACCUCCCCGAGCCAGUGCAGCAGACAGACCCCUUAGCUGGGUGGGCUUGAGGGGCCUGCAGCACCUCCUUUUGCCUGUUGAGUCAAAGGCCGUUUGCUCUCUUCCCAACUCAGCAUAGUUACUCAGAGGGCCACCACACUGCGUGCAUGUUGGGUAGUCUGGGUCAGAUUGUAAUUUUUUCUUUCCGGUGAAAUGUUACGGGUACCAGCAGAGUGAUGACUUUGUCCCUUGAUGGAUCUAAAACUCAGAGCACUACUUCUUGAUGCUAUUUCCCCAACUGCUCUGAGAAAGGGGGGGGGUGGGUGUAAAGGAAGAAGAGACACGUUUCUCAGGAAAAGCUCCAACCAGAAUGGUUUUCACAUGUCAGUGGGAAGAUUUGUGUGUGUCUGUCUGUUUAUUUCUAAAUCACGAUAUUUUUGUUUCUCUGAUAUUUUAUUUAACCAACUGGAUCACAUUCUUUGGCUGCAGGUCAGACUCCAAGCUGCUUUCCUCAAGGUAGGGGAAGGGUAGACAUAUCAGAGACCCCUUCUCCAAGACGGCUCCUGUGUGCCGCAUCUUUCUUUGCUAGACCACCGUCAGUCAAAUUAUUUCUUAAAUUGCUUUUCUCUUAAAUUAAGCAUUUUAUUGGUUGUGUUGGGUAUCAAAGGAAAUUGCUCUGAUGAGGCAGGAACAUGUCUCUUUAAUAAUGCAGCAUUAAACAGAGCAAGUUGUUAAUUUGUGGAGUGGGGGAAAGGUUCUGCAAGUUGCCAUUGUACAAAUCCAUUUUUACAAAUGUUUGCAGCAGAUUCCACAGAACAAAGGGCCCAUUCAUCGGCCGAGAGCCCUGCAGAAUCUCUGAGCCAAGUGGCCGUGUGUUCCGAGCCGGAGCCUGACCUGUAGACCGCCUUUAAUGUCUUCUGCACCCAGUCCUUUUAUGACAUGGGCUUUUUUUAAACAGGGUAAAGUGACUGUGUUGCGUCGCAAACUCAGGUAUUAUGAGAGGAAGGUAGGAGUAUAGCUAGCAGUGUGGAGACAUUAGGUCAGCCACUAGAUGUAUUUGUGAAUUCAGUUUGAAGGACACAGAGAAAGGUUGGAGGGGGGAGGUUUGGUGUGUUUGUUUUCUGCCUUUCUUCCCAUAAUGUUUGGUUAACAGGUAGCCUUUUUGCUAGUGGGAAAGAAAAAAGUUGUGCAUGUUGUCUCUAAUCCCCCUCUCUUCUGUCCUCUCUCUGUCACCAACAGCACCCACUUUGAGAAUUUUUCCACCAUAAAAACAAGACCCUGAAAACUGUGUGGCAAAGGAGAAGCCCUACCUCCUUGUACUGUGUUGAAACAUGCAAGCUUUUCCUUUUCCUUUCCUUUCCCUUUGAAUGUUUUCUUGACCCAAAACAAAAGUUGGGAAUCUUGGAACCUCACCCACAACUCGUGCUCACUGGCUCCUUUGUAGACUUCUGGAGUCUUCCACAAGGCUUGAUGGUCUUGCCCUCAGUCUGGAGAAGCUCCCCAGAACCUGUCUCAAAGCACUCCACCUGGCUCAGAGGAUACCCAGGCCCAGUCCAUGAGGUGGGCCGACCUCCAGGAAUAGAAGGCAGCAGGCAGGAGCCUCUCUGUUCUCUUCCCUAGAUCCAGAGGAGAAGAGGUAGAGGGAACUGACGGGUCUCCAUGGCAUCAUGGCAGUCGCCCACUCCACACUGCCCUGCCUCUCCCUGCCACCCCUUCUCAGGGAAGAGAAUCCUGUCAUGGCCAGUGUGUCACCAGGUCCUUAAUGCCCUGAGCUCUCUGAGCUAGUGACCUGGCUCUACUGCCCAUUUCCUACCUUAAUUUGUUCUCAAUUCCCUGGGGAAUGUGACAGAUGGAGACAGGCAGACAAACCCAGGAUGGGCAACAUCUAGGCCAUGUCCAAGGUUGGCCAAAGUAAAGAGACUCUGGGCCUCCCAGCAGGGCAGGAACUUGAGCAGUGGUUCCAAGUCUAGCUCUGGGCCCCUGGUCUAUGUCUUUUUUUCCUUGUGGCUUUUUAAAACUUUGCAGUUGUUUCAAGAAAUCCAGUCUUUUAAACCAGCCCUUUUGUUAAACUUUAAAUUUUUCUUUAUUGAUUUGUUUAGAAGUGAAAAAACCACAACCAAAAAAAAAAAAAAAAAAAACCACCAAAAAAAAAAAAAAAAAAAAAACUAAACAAAAAACCCACCACUCUUACUUGAUCCAUGAGCGUCCCCCCGCACUCCCCUCUGCCUUUGCAGUUGAUUAUUCCUCCCCUUUUCCUCAGCUUAAAGCAUCUAUGUCCAGUGUCUGUGAAAUGAUGUUUUAUCUGUGUCUCAGGAUAAGAAACAGCAAUCAUUCCACCAGGUGCUGGAAACUGGUUAGCCCUGAAGCAAGGGUUUCUAGGGCCACAGCUCAGGGAUGUGUAUUUAAUUACAGGGUCCCCGGAAACCCCUCUCUUGGCUACCACAAGCAACGGCCUCUUUUCUGGGCUUGGGAGCCAGACAUGGACUGUUUCCUCAGAGGCAGGGCCCCACAUAGCAUGGUGGGGCUUCUUCUUUGGCUGGAGCUGGGCUCCUUUGAGACUUGAAGACUUCUGGCUGUCCUGCACCAUGAGCCACAGUGGCCCUGCCUCUGCCAACUCAGAAGAUGCCUGGUCCCUCUGCCCAAUCCGUUCCCCAUCUGGCCUCUCUCCUCUGGGCCUGCAGCCCUAAAUGGGCCACAACCUGCUUAGGACUCAGUUGCAGGCUCAAAGGGAAGCUGUGAAUCAGGCCAGAGUUUGCUUCAAGCCCAAGAAAAAAGUUGUCUUACUGGUGGAGGCUGGUCUUCCAUAUCCUGGAGCCAGCCCUGCCAGCCAAAGGAUCGUUUUUUUGCCCUUUGGUAACCAUUGUUUUCUUUCUCUUAUAAUAGGUGAUAAUGUUGUUGAAUCAAAUUUCCAUGAAAAAGAAAAAAAAAAAAAAAAACUACCUCUUGAGUGACAUCCUGGUCGAUUCCUCUCUGAGGAAUCUGUGGGAAAAGAAUACUGUAGCUCUUGCUCUGUUUACAUGUUUCUAUCAGGAAAGAAACCCCGCCUGCCCUAGGGUGUUGGUGUUUUUGUCUGUGAUAGGGGCCUGUGGCUGCGUUGUAAUGUCUGGGCCGUGUCUGGGGACUCCUUCCCACCUGCCCAGCCAGGGUCUAGCCAUCCCUGUGAAGAGGCUUCCUUUUCCUUCCUAUGGCAUAGGGAGCACCACCUUCGGCACAUGCAUCCGUGAGCCUACCCCUGGGCUACCUACCUUAGGCCCACCUCCACCCACAGUCCUGUAUAGGAAUCGUGUAAACAGGAUGUCUCUGAGCCCUUGUCCCCAAAGGGCCGGCCAAGGGCUGCCUGCCAACCUGGCUCCAUCAGUCCUGUAUAACCAAGUGAUCGUUGGCGGCUUGGCUACCCAGGCCCUCUGCUACCUCCCACCCUGCCAUCGGGCAAGGGAUGGGCCCUUUUCUGUGAAUUGACUACCUGUGGAAAUGUGACCAAUUAGUGUGAAAUGCAUGUUUAGCAAAUGUUAGGUACUGUAUUUGAACCAAUAAAUGUGAAUCCUUCUGCACAUGG